This is a messenger RNA of Lactuca saligna, 1218 nucleotides long. Lineage: Eukaryota; Viridiplantae; Streptophyta; Magnoliopsida; Asterales; Asteraceae. The record is from the annotation of a GenBank genome assembly.
UUUGACUUUCUAAAUAAAGACUCAUUUUCUGGUGCAGUAUCCCAUUAUAAGUACAGUCUUACACAUAAGUUCAUCAUCCAGAAUAUUCAACUUGUUUUUCAAAUAAGUUUCAUUCCAUCUUCUCCAAUAAAUCUUUUGUCACUUACACUUUUUAUUUGCAGAUGUUUUCCAUUUAAUAUCUCUGCAAUUUGAUCAUCACUUUCCACCCUUUCUGUGUUUUUUUCUCUCGAUUGCUGCUUGAAACACAAUAAGAUGGAUACCGAUCAUCUAAGAACUCUCGUAGGAGUACUCGGGAACAUUAUAUCCGGCAUUCUCUUUCUCUCCCCUAUCCCAACAUUUCUGAGGAUUAUCAAGGCAAAAUCAGUCCAAGCCUAUAAGCCAGAUCCCUAUGUUGCCACUCUUCUCAAUUGUUCAGUGUGGAUGUUCUAUGGUCUCCCAAUCGUUCAUCCUGAUAGUCUUUUGAUCAUUACAAUCAAUGGUGCUGGAUUCAUCAUUGAAGCUGUUUUCAUCACGAUCUUCUUCACCUAUUCUACUUGGGGUGGUCGAAAAAAGCUCUUGAUGGUUCUCAUUUUCGAGGUCAUUUUUGUUGCUGGAGUUGUCGUAGUUACAUUGAUGUGCUUCCACACAUACGAAUCAAGAUCUAUGGUUGUUGGAUUAAUUUGCAUCGUUUUCAACAUUCUUAUGUAUGCGUCUCCAUUGACUGUUAUGAGAAUGGUGAUUAAGACAAAAAGUGUCAAGUACAUGCCAUUCCCAUUGGCGCUUGCUAGCUUCGCUAACUCAAUUGUUUGGUGUGGUUAUGCUCUGCUGAAAUUUGAUCCCUACAUCUUGGUUCCAAAUGCUCUAGGGAGUAUCUCGUCUAUAAUUCAACUCGUACUGUAUGCAACCUACUACAGCACCACCAAUUGGGAUGAUGACGAUGAGAUUCAAAUGUCAGGAUCUUCCAAAGCAUCUGAACGGAUUUUCUCUGUUCAAACAAUCACCUUUUCACUCUCCAGGUCUACUACCUCUGCCUUUACUCCUCCCACCAUUGGAAACAAUCUCUCACCACUUUCCUCCACCUUCCAUCCACCACUUCUACCUCUUCUGAUGAUGAACAACGACUUACUGAUCCAUUAUCCUUAUCUUUCAUUUCAUCGACAACGAAUCCACGAGCUAAGAGAUCGACGUCGUUCAUUUACAUCUUCGAUUGCAAUAGUAAUCGUCAAAUCACAUUUGUAG